Messenger RNA from Drosophila arizonae, 1428 nucleotides. Its product is annotated as putative serine protease F56F10.1. Gene Ontology annotation, biological process: proteolysis. The record is from RefSeq and is a predicted model, not a curated record. Gene Ontology annotation, molecular function: serine-type exopeptidase activity; dipeptidyl-peptidase activity. Lineage: Eukaryota; Metazoa; Arthropoda; Insecta; Diptera; Drosophilidae.
ACCUAUAUAACAAGAUGAAGUACUUUCCAGUAGUUCUGGCACUGCUAGUAUCCCUAGCAUCUGCAGCAACUCUCAAGAACUCUCAAGGCUCAGAUGAAAUAUCAAUUCCAGUAUUUGUUCAAACACUCAACCAGCUUCAGCGUGGGCCACCAUUGCCGCCAAGCACCAAGCGUGCAAAUGUGGAGACUCGAUGGUUCAACCAGAGCCUGGACAACUUUGACGACACUAAUAAGGACGUGUGGGACCAAGUGAGCGCCAUCACAUCAGGACUGUGGGUUGACAUCGCAAAGGAGCACAAUGGGUCACUGGUCUACACUGAACAUCGAUUCUUCGGCGAGAGCAUUCCAAUUACGCCCCUGUCAACCAAAAACCUUAAGUACCAAAGCGUGGAGCAAGCUUUGGCCGAUGUGGUGAAUGUUAUCAAGGUGCUCAAAGAAGAGGACAAGUACAAGGAUUCUAAGGUUGUUAUUUCAGGCUGCUCCUACUCUGCAUCCAUGGCAGUUUGGUUUAAGCUAUUGUACCCCGACGUAAUCGUCGGCAGUUGGGCCUCAAGUGCUCCGCUAGAUGCGAUAGUGGAUUUUUCAGAUUUCAUGGAAGUUGUUGGCAGAGCCUACAGGCAGCUGGGAGGAGACUAUUGCUACGACCUCAUCGAUAAUGCGACAUCUUACUAUGAGGAUCUGUUUCAGACUGGUCAGGGAGCUAAGGCCAAGAAACUCCUSAAUUUGUGCGACAGUUUCGACGAGAAUAAUGAAAGGGAUCAGUGGCAAAUAUUUAGCUCGAUUGCAAACAUAUUUGCAGGCAUAGCGCAGUACCAAAAACCAGAAAACUAUGAUUUGGCCCAAUAUUGCUCUGUUCUACGAAGUUUUGAUGAUGAUGAUGCUUCAGCACUAUCUCAGUUCGUACAGUGGCGUCUAGGGAAACCAGAAUGUGUUAAUACUCGAUAUCAGGGAACUGUUGAUUAUUACAAAUGGUCCAAAAAUAACUACGAUGGUUCUGGCCUCGGCUGGUUCUAUCAAACAUGCAGACAAUUUGGUUGGUUCCAAUCCUCUGAAAACAAGAAUCACCCAUUCGGAUCAACUUUCCCGGCAACUCUGUAUACCGAUACGUGUCACGACGUAUUCGGAUCCCAAUACACCUCAGCGAAAAUUGAAGAAUAUAUCCAGGCCACAAAUAAGAAGUAUGGUGGAAAGCAUCCAGCUGUGGAGAAUGUUUAUAUGACUCAUGGUGGUUUGGAUGGAUGGAGCCGCGUUGGCUCUGACUCCGCUACAAUUAUUCCACAAGCCUCGCACUGCUCCGAUUCUGGCUCAAUCAGUCCCACAGACAGUGCAGCAUUGCGAGCAGCCAAGGAACGAUUGAUUGAACUAGUUCGCGAAUGGCUUGCAUAAACUUAGAUGCAUUUAUUAACUUUACUUUAUUUUAUUACAGCAC